This is a messenger RNA of Mya arenaria, 11008 nucleotides long. RefSeq lists its product as uncharacterized. The coding region runs from base 72 to 5501 and encodes 1809 amino acids. The record is from RefSeq and is a predicted model, not a curated record. Lineage: Eukaryota; Metazoa; Mollusca; Bivalvia; Myida; Myidae. The transcript has 12 exons.
UUGCCGCGAAAUUACAACGCCAUUUCUUAUCAAAAGUUUGCAAAUGCAGAGAAAAGUCACGUGACAGAGGUAUGAGCAAGGCCAGGCCUGAGAGUACGAGUUCAGAGGAGAAUGAAAUGAGUGACUUUAGCAAGUAUAAGCCAGAUGGAACAGAAAACUAUACUCCAGUUUUGAAUAAAUCAUCUUCUAGUUCAUUUUUGAAUUCUGUAGACUCUGUGGAAAUGAAUGGUGAAAGUGAGGUUAUAGAUGAAAUCAAGCAGCUACAGAGUGAUAUGCUGACUAAACUGGAGAGUUUAGACAGACACUUCUUUUCUCCUCCUUCCAAUCUAAGUGGUGGUACCUCUCAAAUGAAUGAAACUGUGUCUGAUAGUAAUCCUCAUUGUAAGCAAAGGAUGUCUUUAAAAGAGUUAUCACAUGAAAACUUUCUAAACAUUUCUGAUGAGAUUGAUGAAAGCUUCUCAGACUUGGAAGAUGGAAAGCCAACCGAAAGUGUGAAAAGUCAGGAAAGUCAAGUGUACAACUAUAUUCUUGAUUUAGAAUCAUCUAAAGCAAGUAUUGAAGUAAGAGACAUGGAUAAUGAUGAUGUAGAACUGUUUGAUGAGAAUCAAGAUACGGAAAGUUACUCUUUGUCCACAAGCUUUGGUUCUGAAGAUGAAUUGAGGGAUUUAACUGAUGAUAUUUCAGUAGACAGUGAUGAUUUUUUUAACAGAAUUGUUGAAGCUUGUGGUUCAAAACAAGCACUGAGUGAGGAAAGUAAGAAAGUAGAGCAGGGAUCUAAAAUGAUAAAAAAUGCUGCGCAGACAGACCAAAGUAGAACAGGUAUGGAUGCUAAGUUAUCAGUGAAACAACCAGAUAUGAUGAAAAGUGGAACAGCUGACAGCACAGUGAAUGAUGCAGACCUGAAUAAUAACUUAGUUGAAUGCAUUGGAAACCAUCAUAAACAGCCUGUUUCUGCGAAUGAUGUGAAGUAUGGAGUGUCUGCUGGUAUUGAUAUCAGUUGUUCUCAACCCAUUAGAAAUGAAACUGGAGUUAAAAGUUGUGCAAGUAAUGACUCCCGUCAUGAUUCUGCAACCCCAGACAGUCUGAGGAUUUCACCGGAACUUUUUCAGCCUGCCAGUUUCAGCCCGUCAGUUGUGUAUGGAAAAGACCAUGUUGUCGGCUAUCAGCAGUAUAAUCCAAGAUUGUCUCCAGUUGAUAACUCACGGUCCACUCUUAAUACUCCUGACCCAGUUUUCUUUGAAGAUGCUGAUUCAAAUGAUCCAAACUGGUUUGCUAGGUUAAGUCAAGAAAUCAUUGAAGAUCCUAUUUCAACAGACACAGCAUUUGAUGCCAACCUAGGCUCUUGCUCAAUGACUAGUGAGAAGCGGUAUGGCCAGCCUCCACCAAACAGGCUGCCCUUUCCCACUGUCCCGCCAACAUCUGCCAUUGAAAGUUUUAUGAACCAAGGCAGAGCACCUGACAUAUCUACAUGGAAUGCUGUAAGUAAUAGCCUACAAACUGGUAUCACAGAUUUUACAAAGAAACCAACAUGUACAGUACCUCCAUCAGUGAACUCCUUCAAGGGCAGCUCGUUAAGUAGUGCUUUUAACAGGGGAAGUGACCGCAUGGACACUGCUAUUGCCAGCAACCCUUUUGAUGAUGACUUCAGAAACAACAAUACCUCUUUCAUGCCCCAACAGACGUUUCACCAAGGUUUACAAUACAUCCAUACACGGCCCCAGCCAGGCAUGCCCACCAUUUGGACAAGGCAACAGGUUCCCACACAUCAACAUACUUGCCAUUUAGGUAAAAACCAGUCCACCAGUCUACCUCACUUCCUGUCACAGUCUGUUCAGCCACCAGUCUACCGGCCGUCGGCCACAUACAGUCUCAACUUCUCCAGUCCUGUUAGCAUCGGCAACCAUUACCCUGUGAACUUUGUUUCUCACCCAUCCUACAUAUCAGGUAAUGUUGCUAGGCCUAUUCCUGUCCAUGCCAGUAAUGUGGUGCCUCUCGCCAACUAUUUCCAACCCAUGAACCACGUCACUGCACCAGCUCCUAUGUCACAUUUGCCUGGCCAAUCACAACUUAACUACAAUGGUAACUCUGGCAUGUGGUCAAGAACAGCUACACAAAUGUCACCACAAUUAACUGCAACUAGACUAGCGGCAGAUAAUAUAGUAAGAACUUCUGAUGUGAAUACAAACUUUCAAACGAAUGCCAAUGUUGAAAGUAGAAAUUCGGCAGUAACCUGCACAGCAGCGACGUUAGUUGCAGAAACCAACACCACUAGUGAAGGUAUAAAACAUAGCGAGAUGGUCAACAAUACUUUUGAUGACAUUUCAACAGAUGAUACUUCUGAAGUUAGAGACAUGUCCAUUGAUGAAUCAAUUGAAAACAGACAGGAUGUCAAUGAAACAGAUAAGAAAAAUGACUUAAAUGAAACUGCUGGUACAGAGAAUGAUCCAGGACUCCUAGACGUGAAUAAUAAUAGACCAUUUGACUCAGUCAGUGAAAUGAAAACAGUGCCUGUUUCUGUUAGUACAUUUAAUCAGAGUGGUGUUUUGAAAACAGACUUCAGUAAACCAGAAGUGAAUUUAAACAAUCCAACAUUUGGCAGUAGUAUUCCAAACACAAGUUAUGUGUCCGUUCAACCAAAUGUUGGAUUAAGUGUUGAAAAUCUUAAAAGUGUUAACAAAGUAUCUUGUCAAGGAAUGCCAUUUUCCACAGGCAUGCAGAAAGUGCUUGUUAACAUGUCUCCCAUCGGAAGCCUGCCAGCUCAAGUUCCAGCUCACCUAAAAAUUCCUAAACAGCAGUUUUCAGAGCUGUAUGUGAAAAGAGGAUCAUAUGACAUCAGUGGUGACAUUGCUCUAGACCUGUGCAAGAAGAAACAGAAAACCGGCACAGCUGUCAAUAAGCCAGUAACAGCCAGUGGUGCUUCAAGGUUUCAGAAUAUCAGACCAAUAGCUGAACCAGCAAUACCUGUUUCAGCUUUACUCAACAACUUAAAAAUUCCAGCUUUUUCAUAUGAUGGUGGGAUGUUGGUGCCUUAUAUGAACUCCAUCUUCACUGCAAUGGCAGACUUCAAGAGAAAGCAGGAUAUCAUUACCGGUACCACCAGUGCUUUUGGGAAUGUGACUGGUAUACAUGUCUCACAGCCUCAAACUGGUAUGCCCACUACUGUCCAUACAGCCAAUGUUGGUUUAAACCAGUCUGGUAUAAACACCUUGGGUGGGACAUCAGUUUUAUCGUGUGGAAUACAGAAUGCAGGCCAGAUACUAAACACGAAUCUUCAAAUGGAGAUGAAUCAAUUCCUAAACCAACUGAAUCAAAGCAGGAACAUUCCAUUCAACUUAAUUGCCCAGGCUGUCCCUGGUUGGACUGGGGAAAAUCUGACCCCUAAUACAACAGAUGGAUCAACAUGUACAGUUGACAGUAAGCCCAUGAUGAGUCCUAAAGAACCAGCUGUCAGUGGGACUCCACUACUUGGCAUGGAUGCUCAGAUCCCAGUUAUGAUGCAGCCAGGGGCUUCAGAUGAUGAUACAAUGCCCAAUCAAUCGGCUCUGGUUGACCAGAACAAUAACAAUAAUUGUGAUCAGUCCAUUGACAACAUAGAAGGGUCGGAACAUUGGAUAGAACUGUCAGAGAGUCAAAAUAAUGAAAAGGCAGCAGAAAAUGACAUAGGUGAAACAGAAGGUGGAAGGAGAAGGAAACCAAAUGUUGUGUGUAUGUCGGCAUGUUGUAACGAUGAAGUGACUGAGCAGGAACUGAGAAAGAUCCGAUCGGUUGACAGAAAACAGCUGAACAGAAGAAGAAAGCUGCGUAAAAAGAGGCAGCAAAGAACUAUUACCCCGAUCCUCUCGGCCCCGCCCCGUACAUCCCCAACAGCUUCAUGUACGCUAGAGCAGGUAGCUGCGUAUAGGCAGAUGCCUUCAACAGGGCAGGGGAUGUCUGCCUCUGUUGGACAGUGCAAUAUGACUGAGACUGCAGGUCAGCCGGAGGGAAUCGGACAGAUAACAAUGUUCAAUCAGGGUGCUGAACAGGAAUACUCCUAUUCGUUAGGGACCUCUGCUCUGUGUGGUCUCCUUGCUGUGGAGCAGCAAGGCACAUAUGCUAACACUGAACGCUUGGAGAGCUUGGAAGCAGGAAACAGAGUUGGUGGGAACCAGACUGGAGGACUCCGUGUUCCAAAGGUGCUAUGGGAGGGAAGAGAUAGGCCGUCUGCUGUCCACAAAGUGGCUGUCCAGAUACAGGGAAACUCAAUGUCAAGUACACAACCAGUUGUGAACAAGGGUGUGUCUGUAUACAAUCCUGUCACACAAAACAUGAAGUUCAUGUUGGACGACAAAAAAGAGGAUUUUAAGGCUCGACACUACAAUUUCACGAGACUGAGAAUUGGAACAUAUCAGUAUUCCUGCAUUGGUAAUCAAACCUAUGACAAGAUAGCAAGAGUGAAGAUUUUGUUUAAAAAAAGGAUGUUGGUGUAUGAAUUCCAACUUAACAAGGAAGCGGGCAUUGCCAAAGCUACACCUAUGGCUGAAAUUCUUGUACCGUUGGACUCCAUUGUGGCCAUGUGGGCUUUUGAAAGAGAUUUGCGUGUUGAGGUGAAUGCUGUCCCCAUGAUGCAUGUUGGUACAAAGGAGUGUUUGCUAGCCAGGUCGCGGGCCACGGUGUACAACAGGUCCAACUGUGUUGAUCUCACCCAUGACCAGAUCUCUCAGUCCCCGUAUCAUUUUGUGCAGUUGAGAGCGUUCUGUGCAGUAAAGGUGCGUGCAUUGCUGUGCAAGUUUGAGCCCCGUUUUGAGGAGAUGUUCAUGCAUCCAUUGGUGGAGGACCCAUCCAGGUGCCUCAUGUCCCAGCCAACCAGCCAACUGGUGGACCCUAGCAUCAAAAUACCUACGUCUUACUCUGGACUGGCAUGUCCAGUAUACCAGCCCCAGAGUUCUCCUGCUGCAGGCUCCAGCAAGGAAGUUUGCUGCACGUGCAGUGUUGGGUGCUCAGAUGGCAUGUGUGAGUGCUGUGUGGCAGGAGCCACGUGCACAGAAGGCCUGUGUGCCUGUGCUGGGUGCAAAAACCCACUCAACAUCCUCCACCAGAUGGGUCUCCCAGCUGACCAAGCCCGCACUGACCCAUGCCUCAUGGAAAACAUCUACCAGAUUGCUCACCUAGCCGGCUAUGUACAAACGCCGCUGAUACUGGAGUGUUGUGGGACAUCCACCAUACUGUUCAACUGCAUUCCCGGGAUUUUCACCUGCCCGAAAACCUCGUGCAACACACAGUUCAUGUACUCCUGGUGCAAUGCCCAGCUAUGUCGGGAGGAUGGAAAUCCCCGUAACCACUGCCUCAGUUGUGCCCGGUGCACCGACCACAGGAACCAACACUGCUCUGUUUGCAAUGUGUGCUACUUUGCGGGUGUGUGCCGUACAUUCAAGUGCCCAAACUGCCACAAGGGCCAGAAAGUGGAAUUUUCAAGCUCCGAUCUCGAGUUCACUUCAGAGACAGAGACUGAUACAGAGGGCUGAAGCUGGGAACCGUAUAAGUCAACUGAAUCAUGGGAAAUUUUAUUGAUCUAUGGGAAAUCAUCUUUUUAUGAACAUGAUUGAAGAUAGGAAUGUUUUCAACCAAUUAAACCAAGAUAGAAUUUAUUGACAGAUGAAGAUAAGCUUUUUACUGGUGAUAAUAAAAGCUAGGAACUUGUUGAAUCAUUAGACAGGGUUCGGGUUACCUAUUUUCCAGUUUCUGCCCUGAAGGAUCAUGACAUAAUCUUUUGAAUCCAACCAAUACAAAUUUGCAUAGUGGUGCUAUGAACCAAUGACCAUGCUUAACUUAAGAAUUCAUUUCAACCAUUUGAAUCAUGAAAGACCUAAUAGAACAAUGGAAAUUCAUACCCUGAUUUUUAAAACAGACAAAGAUGAUUGUUGUUGAGACCAACCAGCAGGUUCAACCAAUACAGUUAUGGGAUACUUUAUUGACCAAUGAGGUAAUAAGUGUUUAUGCCCCUGAAGAUGGGCAUAUUAAUAUAGCACUCUCCAUCUGUCAGUCUUUGCCUCUGGCUGAAUUCUCAUCUCAGGACUGUAAUUUUCUCUUGUUUGGACAAAUAAAAUGUCACAUGUGUUCGACAAAUCAAGACGAUGUGUCAUUGCACAACCUAUGUCCCUACCUCUUGGCUCAGGUCACACUUAGUGUUUGUUCACCAUGGAAUGGUGCAUAUAAGGACAUGGAGUAUUGGUGGUCUGUUUGGGCUGUAACUUUCUCAUAUACCAACAGAUUUUAUAAUAACCUGCCACAUGUGUUCAACAUAUCAAGAUGACAUUUAGUGUGCAAAACCCAUGUCCCUACUUCUAAGAUCAGUACGUCCGUGCGUCAGACUAACAUAGUACCACUUUGGGGGCAUUCGUCACUUACAGUGAUGGCUCUUGUUUACUUUGUACAAUCAUCAUGCUUAAAUCAAAUUAUCAUCAGAUGUUAAGUAACUUAUUUUCUGCAAAUAUUGUGUCACAUUGGGACGCCUGAUUGAAAAAUAGUAUUUCUUUUUUUUCUUUUCUUUUUUUGUUCAAAUGUUGAUUAUCAGAAAUACUGACAUGGUAUUCAUGUUAAGCGACAUUACAAAUCCAUAAAGUAAAAAUAGAAUUUUUUUUUUCAGUGAAUAGAAAAUAUAUAUUCAUUAAGUGCAAUUGAUUAAGACAAUUCCUCAAUAUACUGAUCUCUACAGACUGUAUGUAUUACAAAUUUAUACUUUUAUUGUGCAAUUUUUUAUACUUUCUGAUUAAAGGCAAAAGCAGAUUUGAAUUAAAACUGAAUACAGAUUUAAGACAACAUUUUAUGUGGUGAUGUUACAGAAAUGUAUAGAAUUUUGGUCAUAAAAUAAUUUUCAUCUUGAAUUGUAGUAUUUAGCUUUAUAGAUAUACUUCGCAUAUAUAGUCAGAGCAUAUGAUAAAAACAUUUAUUUAUGCACUUUCAAUUUCCUUUUCCAUAUCCAACUGAAAAUACAUCACGCCUUUAAGAAAUUACGUAUCAAGCUACUGUUUUUUUCCAGAUCAGCAUAGUAGAAUUUGUUGAGUGCUACCUUUUACACAAUCAUGUUCAUUCAAAUUUUGUUCAAUAUAAACUAGUAAUUGAAUAACACCUUUUCUCAGGAAUACAUUAUAUUUCCUAGAGAAAUUAUUUUGAAUUUAUUCAAUUACUGAUUAGUGUAUAUGUUGUAAAAAAAUGCGCUAAAACAUUCAUUUACUUCAUGACAUCGUGUCCGGAAUGGUGAUAGGGAGAAAUGUUGUAUAAUAUCUAAGUGCAGUUUCAUUGGUUUAAACCUAAAGCAGUGUGUUUAAGCAAAUGUGACAAAUAAUAAAAGGGAUAUUAUGAAAAGACACUUUUCUGAUGACCUGUAUAACAUUUUGUUCAGCAUUUAAACAUGCAUCUGCUGUGAAGGCUCAUUGAUUUUGACGGAUACAUGUUCACCCACCAGACUUCAGGUGAUAAGGGAUGUCAGACAAGCAGCCUAUCAUGAUAUCCUCUGUAUAUAGUAUUGAAUAUGUUUUUGUCAUCAAACUGUUAUUCAAUAUUGAAUGCUUUAUUUCCAAGUAUGUUUAGAUGCUGUCCGCAUUAUUUUGGAUUAUUUUCCGAUCAAAUGGCUGGAUUUCCAAUAAAAAGGAGUAUUUAUUAUUUCAUGCCAAACGAAAGGUUUCCGGAUUGGGAUAGUGUUUCGGUGUUGUCUGUCAGUCCUUCUGUUCGUCUAACACACUUUUUUACCUUAUCCUGGAAGGUAUUGGUCAGAUAAUGUUCAAACUUGGUCACAAUGUUCCCCUCAAUAAAAUAUUGACUGCUUCUAAAGUGGAUCACAGGAUCAUAAACUAGGCCACAGGUCAAAGUUUAGAAAAAAUAUUUGGCCUGAACAUUAUAUUUGGUCCAAUAUUUAUUAAACUUAAUCAGAAUGUUUCCCUUGAUGAACUCUUGGACAAGUUUCAGACUGGGUCACAUGUGAUCAAAAAUUAGAUCACGAGGUCAAAACUUAGAUUAUUUUUUUUGUCUGGAACCAUAUCAUGGUAGUCAAAUCUUAGAAAAAAACUUGGGAACAUACUUUAUUUAUGAAAUGAAAGGUUUUUCUUGAUGAAAUCAUUGAGUAUUUUGAAACUGGGUCACAUAAGGUCAGAAACUAGAUCACUAGGUAGGGAACAAAACAUUGGUAUUCAUUGGUCAGACUUUGUUCAAACUGUCGUCAGAAUGAUUCCUUUGAUUUAAUCUUGGUAGACUUCUAAAUUAGGUCACAUGGGGUCAAAAACUAGGUCAAAUCUUAAAACCUUUUGAACACUCCAGAAGCUAUAUAUUUGUUAGCUCGACUAUUCGAAGAAUAGGUGGGCUAUACUACUCGCCCCAGCGUCGGCGUCCGGUUAAAGUUUUAGGGCAAGUUGGGAUUUUCACUUAUAAGUCCAAUACCCUACAUUCAAUUGACUUAAUACUUCACGCAGUUGUUCAGGGCCAUCACAUGAUGUGGUUAGAUAACUCCAUAUUAUUCUUUACACAGAUUAUGGCCCCUGAUUGACUAUGGAACUUAGGUUAAAGUUUUAGGGCAAGUUGGAAUAUUUAUUAAUAACUUCUAUAUCCUUUGUUCAAUUGACUUAAUAAUUCACACAGUUGUUCAGGACCAUCACACAAUGAGGUUACAUAACUCCUUAUUAUCCUAAAUACAAGUUAUGGCCCCUGAUUGACUUAGGUUUAAGUUUUAGGGCAAAUUAAAGUUUUAGGGCAAGUUGGGAUUUUCACUUAUAAGUCCAAUACCCUACAUUCAAUUGACUUAAUACUUCACGCAGUUGUUCAGGGCCAUCACAUGAUGAGGUUAGAUAACUCCAUAUUAUUCUUUACACAGAUUAUGGCCCCUGAUUGACUAUGGAACUUAGGUUAAAGUUUUAGGGCAAGUUGGAAUAUUUAUUAAUAACUUCUAUAUCCUUUGUUCAAUUGACUUAAUAAUUCACACAGUUGUUCAGGACCAUCACACAAUGAGGUUACAUAACUCCUUAUUAUCCUAAAUACAAGUUAUGGCCCCUGAUUGACUUAGGUUUAAGUUUUAGGGCAGGUUAAAGUUUUAGGGCAAGUUGGGAUUUUCACUUUAAACUCCAAUACCAUUAAUUCAAUUGACUUAAUACUUCACACAGAUGUUCAGAGCCAUCACAUUAUGAGGUUAGAUAACUCCAUUUUAUCUUUUAUACAAAUUAUGGCCCCUGAUUGACUAUGGAACUUAGGUUAAAGUUUUAGGGCAGGUUGGGAUAUUGUUUAAUAACUUCUAUACCCUUCAUUCAAUUGACUUAAUACUUCACACAAUUGUUCAGGACCAUCACUCAAUGAGGUUACAUAACUCCAUAUCCUUAAUACAAGUGAUUGACUUAGGUUAAAGUUUUAGGCAAGUAAAAGUUAAGGGCAAGUUGGGAUUUAAAAAAAACACUUCUAUACCGUUCAUUAAAUGCACAAUAAAAUUCAAAAUUAUUUAUGACCAUCUUACAACAAGAAACAUAACUCCGUUUUAAGCCUAAAUACAAAUUAUGGCCCUUGAAUUUUUUAUUAUUUUUUUUAAUUUCCUUUGAAAGGCAUAUUUGUAUAUUCUUAACCACAUUUUCAUAAUGAGAAAUCAAGUUAUUUGAAUGACUUGCGUCAUUGUUUGGGUAGGCUGGUGGGAGGGCAGCAUCAAAGUCACCUAAUGUAUCGAAUAAUUUUAGUUAGGUUUGACAUAAAGAGACCAAACUUGGUAUUAUUACAUCAUUAUUGUAUUCUAAGUCAAAGCAGCGUAGUUGAGCGCGCUGUCUUACGACGGCUCUUGUUAUAUUUCUAGUCCAAUCAUGAUGAAACUUAAUUGGAAUGUUUGCCUUGAUGAAAUAUUUUAUUAGUUUGAAACUGGGGUCAAACACUAGGUUACUAGUUCAAAUCUAAAUGCCACACCUUUUGCAAUAUUUCUAUUUCAAACAGUUGCAAACAAACUCAUCUUAUAUCAAACAAACUCAAUUCCUUUGUUCAUAAGCAUCCAUCAACCUGCAGCCGUAUUGCAUGUUUCGGUUGGAGUAUUUCAACAACACCUGAUUUCCAUACCUUCUACUUUGCCUAAUCUGGUGGUGGAUAUCAAUUAAAUAAAUUUCCUUGUUUUAUGUAGAAAGUCAAAUCAAAAGUAGGAGCUUAAAUAUCAUUUCAAAUAGACUUUGGCUAUUAGUGCAAUAAAUAAUCUGGGACAAUAUCUAAAUCUGUUAGAACUCACUCAUAAGUUUUUCUAUCUGAGUUCUAACUGCAUGUAUAUAUAAUAAAAUGUGUUUUUCUAACAGGGUUUCUUGAUCUCGUUGAACAUUAACUAGUCUUAGUAUUACUACCGGGGCACAUGUUUUUCCAUUGUCACUUUUGUACAUCAUAAAUGUGACCCUAUUUUCAUUUUGUAGAUUUCAUUUUGAUUGGGGUUAUAGCUAUGUUUUGAAAAGGACAGGGUGCUAAAACCUAAAUUUACAUUUGAUCAAAGAGUUGUGUUCAAAAGCUUUACCAAUAUAAUGGUGAUUUGCUUUAUGUAUGUUGUUUUCUUCACCUGACUAUGUUAAUUACUGAUUUACUAAAGUGAGAAAGAUCAGAAAAUAGUAGAAUCAGUAGAAUUCAAAACUAUUGGUGAGCUUCCCUUGUUUCGUGUGAAAUGUUAAAUUCCUGUUUUAUGUUUUGCGUCUUGGAUCAGUUGAAAGGAAACAUUACUGGGUUUAUUGGGUUAAAUUGUCUUUUAUUCACAUUAUCUUAUGUUUUUCUAAAAGGGUUAUUAAGAAAAUAAACGGAUUAUGUUUUUGAUGUUUUUUGGCAGUUAUGUUAUUUUUUUUGAAAGUUUUUUGUUGUAUUUGUUCUUAUAUCUUAGUUGAUAUAUAAACUGUAAUGGUAUUGGUAAGCUGUGCUAGUCGACACACUUUUUUUUGCAAUAAAGAUACAUGACCUUGUAGUAUUAGUAUUAUACAGUAUUACUAGUUUGAUAUUAGAUUAUAAGUUCCGUUGAUUUGAUAUUUCUUUAUUGUUUGUUUAAAAUAAA